UUAAAAGGUAUUUCAUUUUUAAAAUCGUCAUUGUGCUGCAGAGCAGAAACCCUGUUGUGUUUGGGUGGACACACAAGAAGUUGUCAGGCGUUCCUGUUUCCCGUAAUACCAGUGACAUGUGGGAAGUGCACUGAGUCAGCUGCUCUAACACGCCAUCAGCAGAUAAAAAGCCCGUUUGCCUCUACAAAGUGCGGCGAGAAAGUGGGGAGACAUCCUGCAGCAAACAUGUCAGGCUGUUUGGAGCGUUACGGGAAUAUACUGAACGUUGACACAACUGGAGCUUCGGAGGCAACUGCGAAACCAGAAGGUCUGAGCUAUGCAGGAGUUCCUGCCUCAGAGAAGAUUGCAGAAAAAGAUUUGAAGAACAUGGAGAAAUACCAAGCCAAGAUUACACAAGCUGGCAACAGCAAGUGUGUUGAUCCAGCUGUGAUUGCUGGUAUUAUCUCUCGAGAGUCGCAUGCUGGGACAGUGCUGAAGGAUGGCUGGGGUGACCAUGGAAACGCAUUUGGUUUAAUGCAGGUUGACAAACGGUACCAUAAGAUUGUCGGGUCAUGGGACAGUGAAGAGCACUUAGCACAAGGCACAGAGAUUUUAUGUGGGAUGAUAAAGGAAAUCCAGAGGAAAUUCCCAAGUUGGACAAAGGAACAGCAGCUCAAAGGUGGGAUCUCAGCCUAUAAUGCGGGAGCUAACAACGUCCAGAGCUAUGAUAGAAUGGAUAUUGGCACAACCCACAAUGACUAUGCCAAUGAUGUGGUUGCAAGAGCCAAGUUUUAUAAGAGAAAUGGAUACUGAGAUACCCGAGUGAUGAUUAGAUUUGAGUCACUGGUUGUGUACUUUGCUUCUAAUUAAAAAAAUUCUGGAUUUCUCCCCCAGAAAGAGUAAGAAUGGGGGAGGGCAAUGAAUCCAGAAACUAGUGCAAGCUUUCAAUGGUUUUUUUUCAGCUAAGGCUAAAAAAAUCACUUUAAAAGGUAACACUGCUAAUAAUCCAAACUGCAACCUAUCUUUUGCCAUUUAUUUUUUAUGUCACUUCACGAGAAUAUUCUAGCAGAGUUUUCAUCUGUGCUUGCAGUUUCUCAAGCAGCAGAUUAAUGCUGCAAGAAAGUUGUAACACUGCUUAACAAGAUUUUAUCUGCCUUAGAUUUUUAUCUGUCAAUACGUAUGUCUAACAGCAGUACAAAAUUGGUUUUUAACAACUUGCAAUUUUGGAAUUGAGCAUUUGCAAUAAAUAUUGCAUAUGUUUAAUCUACCGGAAGAGUGUAUCACAGUGUAUCAUAUCCUUUCAGAAUACUUGCUCUUAACUUUGGUGGUGUGACCCCAAAGUGGCUGUUUAUUGUGACAAGAGGGAAAAUACUAAGCUAUCCUUGACUUUUUUUUGCCCUUCAUACUACAUUUUAAGCCUUUACAGUUGCAACAAUCUGUAAAACUCAAGCUGCUGAAAUGAAUACUUCUAUUGAAGCUAUAUAUCAUCUUCAGUGCAGGGUCUGGAGUAAGAAUAUGCACAUUCCAUCAUGUUUUUAAAGUGGCAUGUAGUUUGUAAAAUCUGAUGCAAGUUCAUGCACAAUAAACAGAUCCUUUUAAUCAA
Harpia harpyja (harpy eagle) is the source of this 1582-nucleotide messenger RNA. Its product is annotated as lysozyme g-like. Lineage: Eukaryota; Metazoa; Chordata; Aves; Accipitriformes; Accipitridae. The transcript is spliced from 5 exons. The annotation marks the transcript as partial. Gene Ontology annotation, molecular function: lysozyme activity. Gene Ontology annotation, biological process: defense response to Gram-positive bacterium; peptidoglycan catabolic process. Gene Ontology annotation, cellular component: extracellular region. The record is from RefSeq and is a predicted model, not a curated record.